Messenger RNA from Blastomyces dermatitidis ER-3, 597 nucleotides. RefSeq lists its product as uncharacterized. The record is from RefSeq and is a predicted model, not a curated record. Bases 1 to 264 code for a protein of 87 amino acids. The transcript has a single exon. Lineage: Eukaryota; Fungi; Ascomycota; Eurotiomycetes; Onygenales; Ajellomycetaceae.
AUGGCCAAGAAAGAUGCGCGAAACCGACACGCGACCUUCUACGACAAGGACCUCAAGCCGAUCGCCCCCGUGCAGUGCUUGGAUGCGGCGAUCGAAGAUGGCACGAACACCGUCUUCAUGGCAAUUGGCGGGGAGUUGAACGUCGAUGAGAACAUGGUGGCGUCUGCGUCUCAGGUGUUGGACAUUCGAAAACGGCUGAAAUCUAGGGCGUGCGAGGACCCAAGACUCGAGAAUCAACUAGCGGAGGAAGAGGAAGAGCUAUAAAAAAAUAUUGUCCUAAGUGGUAUUCCUAGGUCUCCAUCUUGCUUUUCCCGCCUCUCUUUUCUUCUCUGGCGCUGUUCCCGGUGCUCUAUUUUCUUUGCUUGUAUAUCUUGGCUCGCGCGCUUCCAACACUUUGCCUCGCGGCCGCUCUCAUCCACCGUAUCUGAAUCCUGCUGCUUACCCGACAAUUUUCACUCAUGGGAGCACUCUCUUCGGCUGAUGAUGGCGGGAUAUCUAGAAUAUCGCCCGUGGCAGACUCCUCCAGCCCGCUUGCAGCAGGUUGGGAAACCUUUCCAAAGAACGCAAGAUACACGCAGCGUCGGACAAAUAGGCCCG